AAACAACAUCAGCUGACAAUGGCAGAAGUCGACGUAUUUUCCUUUUAAUGGUCGUAGUUUGAAGCUAAAGCAGAUAAACAUGGGUAACCAGCUUGCAGGCAUUGCUCCAUCGCAGAUAUUCCCUGUGGAAACGUACCUGUCUGAUUUGCCAGAUGUUACGUAUGAAACUAGCUUAGGCAGCACUCGCUUUUUCAAAGUUGCAACAUGUCAGACUUGGGAAGGCUUGGUAGUUGUGAAAGUAUUUGUGAUUCACGACAAUUCAUUGCAACUGAACAAGUACAAGAAAAUGGUCGAAGAAGUGUCAACCAAGUUAAUAACCGCAGCAAAUUGUCUUCAGUUUCAUUAUGUGCGAGUGACAGAGAAAGCAGCAUUCAUGAUCCGACAGUAUGUGAAGAGUAACCUGUAUGACAGAAUAUCCACACGCCCUUUCUUGACUCCAAUAGAGAAGAAGUGGCUAGCAUUCCAGCUCCUGUGUGCACUGAACCAAGUCCAUCAACAAGAAGUUUGCCACGGAGACAUUAAGCUAGAGAAUGUCAUGGUGUCCUCAUGGAAUUGGCUAUUACUUGCCGAUUUUGCCACAGUGAAGCCCACCUUGCUCCCCGAGGACGACCCAGCGAACUACACCUACUUCUUUGAUACUUCGCGCAGAAGAAUUUGUUAUAUCGCGCCUGAGAGGUUUAUUAAGACUGUACAAAGGGAUGCACAGCAGUUACUUCUAAUGCCAGUAAAGGAUACAGGAACUCUCACGCCUGCCAUGGAUGUAUUUUCAGCUGGAUGUUGUCUGGCAGAACUCUUCACUGAAGGUUGUGCGCCCUUUGAUUUAACGCAGCUCCUGGCAUACCGUGUGGGAGACUAUUAUCCCACCAAGGUCCUGGAUAAAAUUGAUGAUCCUAGAGUUAGGUCAUUGGUGGAGCACAUGAUCCAGAAAGAUCCCGAGAGCAGACACACCGUCGCAGAGUACCUGGAGCAGGAGCGAGGGACGACAUUCCCACAGCACUUCUACACAUUCCUCUGGCCCUUCCUCAAGCAGUUUGCUGUCACUCCCAUAAUGCCAGAUGAUGACAGAAUCAAGCAAGUAUGAGUGAUAUCCUGAUAGCAUUAGGAGCUGAAGAUGAGAAUGAUAAGGAAGUGGACAAAGAAGACGAUUCGGAGAAGAAAGACAAAGAGAAACCUGAAAGGAAGUGUGAAGCUCUCAUCAUCAUAGCGUCACUGAUCACCUCGUCAAUUCGGGCCCUUCAUUUUAUAUCUUCCAAGUUAGAUGCCCUAGAGUUACUCGGAAAAGUGUCCCAUUACGUUCCUGACGAAAUCAUUUUAGAUCGUAUUUUGCCAUACACUUUCCACCUUCUCCAUGAUAAUGAGCCUAGAGUGCGGGUUUUUGCUCUCCACACCGUCACGCACUGCCUCACUCUCGUCUCAUCGAUCCCCAGAUCAGAUGUCAACAUAUUCCCCGAAUACAUCUUGCCAAACCUAGCUGAUAUUACUCAAGAUGAGGCUGUGAUUGUGAGACAGGCCUAUGCAGAAAAUAUUGCUACCAUCGCUGAGACCGCAUUAAGAUUUCUCGAGUACAGCCAACUCCAAGGCAUGAUGACAUCCUACAGUUAUGAAACAGAAUUGGCAACUCUGCAAGAAGUUAUUCAACAAAAAGUAGCAACCAUGUUCUCCGACCCGUCUAACGUGGUGAAGCGGACAUUGAUGGAGAAAACAGUAACCAAGUUGUGUGUGUUUUUUGGAAAGCAAAAAGCAAAUGACGUUCUGCUGUCCCACAUGAUCACCUUCCUGAACGACAAGCAUGACCGCCACCUGCGCAUGUCCUUCUUCACAAGCAUUGUUGGCGUUGCUGCGUACAUUGGGUGUCAUUGCGCUGACAUUCUCAAACCACUUCUCCUUCAGGGAUUGAGUGAUGCUGAGGAAUCCGUGGUGGUGGCAGCCAUUGAGGCCAUGACAGCACUGACAGAACUAGGCCUCUUCCCGACUUAUCUGCAGUGUGACCUCUUGGCUCAUACUGCACCUUUGCUCAUCCACCCAAACCUCUGGAUAAGACAGGCUGUGGUGGCCUUAGUCGGUGUGGUUGCCAGGUUGCUGCCGCUGGUCGACGUACAGACUGCGGUGGUGGCAAGAGUCCAGCCUUUCUUGGUCCGGCCUCUCCUGCAAAUGCACAGAGAAGUAUGCAUCCUCUCGUGCCUGCGUCCACCAAUAUCGCGCGAGGUGUACGAUGCCUUGGUUCGCAGCGCUGACGUGGGCCAGGUGCUCUCACUUCUUCAAGAAGCUCAGCAGCAGAAGGUUCCUUUAGCCCAGCUUCCAACUACACUCUCGCACCUGGACCAUCCCACCAGGAAUCUGUUGCGUCGACUGGUUGGCGGAGGUUUGGUUGAAGAGAACGUAGAGCAGCUUCUCCUGAUGCGCGAUCACCUCACAAGGCUGCAGAGACAGAAGAAAGCAACAGAGGCAACUAGAAAUAGCUUGCAGCAGCAACAGGUCGCUGGAUUGAUAAACUUGGAGGAUUUGAAGAAGCAGCCUCCAACCCAUCACUGUAGUCUGUUACCUGAAGAUGGCUCAGUAGAUAUCUCAACACUCAGUCUAUCCCAAAAGGGAAUGAUUCAGUCCCCAAGUAUGACUAUGAACGAAGAAUGGCAAGCAAUGUUUGGCAUGGCAGAAGAUCGGGUAUCACCCAACAGAACAGCUGAUAACAGGUCGGUAUCACCCACGGAACCUGACCCAAGUGCCCAUGCCUCCUCCACUCCAGCUGCUAAACUGCCCCCAUCAGAUGGAGGAGAAAAGGGUAUUAUCAAAUGUGUAUCCAGUUGCAAGUCAGAGCUAGAGAGCCUAAUUGCAACCAAACGUGAGGAACACCUGGUGUGUGUUAAGAAGAAGCGUGCAUUGGACACCCUUGCUUGGGAUACACGUUUGCCUCCUCCUGGGUGGAGACCAAGGGGGCACUUGGUUGCACACUUGCAUGAGCAUCGGGGAGCAGUAAAUAGACUUGUCCCUGUGGGAGACACUUCAAUAUAUGUCAGCUGUUCUAAUGAUGGGACUGUUAAAGUUUGGGAUUGCAAUCGCAUUGAAAGGAAAUUCCCCAUUAAUAGGUCAAAGGCCACAUAUAACAGGCAGGGUGGAGUUAUUACCUCAAUUGCUCCUUGUAUUACUCACCAAAGUCUUGCCUCAGCUUCCAGUAAUGGCUCAAUACACGUUAUCAAGCUUGAUAAAAUGAGUCUUGUGAGUAGCAGACAGUUGAAUACAGAAGAAGAUGGAUAUGUGGUGGAUAUGAAUUAUUUUGAUACAGGUUGUCAGUCGGUGUUGACUUAUGCCACAGUCUACGGGUCCAUUGUGGGCUGGGAUCUCCGAGCUCCUGGCACGGCUUGGAAGUUAGAGAAUGGGCCAAGGAAAGGUGUUAUUACAUCAUAUACAUUGGAGGGAACUCAGAGUUGGCUAGCUGUUGGGACAAGCAGCGGCCACCAUGUGUGCUGGGAUCUGCGCUUCAUGCUGCCAAUAUCUACCAUUACUCAUCCAAGAGGAGCUGGUGUGCGUCGAGUGAGUAUGCACCCAAAGGAAGGAUCAUGGGUGGUGUCUGCUGUGAAUGGCAACAAUGAGAUAUCUAUGUGGGACAUGGAAACGCAGUCAAGACACAUGACGCUCUGGGCUAGUCCGAAACCACCGUUGUCUAUGACACAGCUAUGCAACAACAGCGUAUGUGGCAUGUAUGUCAGCCAAGGGGACAGAGGACCCUAUGUACUGGCAGGAGGAACUGACGGCAGGCUUCGCUACUGGGACCUCUGUGAGCCUGAAUCCUCAUAUAUUGUGUGCUAUGCUGCUAAUGAUGCAUAUCAGCAGUGGCCAAUAUCUUACAGUUCACGGGUUGUUGAUGGAACAGAAGUCAUUGUAGAGACCCCAAACAAGCCCCGCACAGCUCCCUCCAGCAGUGACGACACACCGAAGCGUGGCCCAGACCAGCCCCCACCCGGCCACAAGGACAUCAUCACAGACGUGAUCGUCAUGAACGAGCCUCAGCGACUAGUCAUUUCCUCAGGGAGAGAUGGAACAAUAAAGAUGUGGAAAUAGUUGGUGGUUGUGUUGAAGUUAAUAUUAGGUACAC
This is a messenger RNA of Penaeus monodon (black tiger shrimp), 4090 nucleotides long. It is a transcript of the gene Vps15, whose product is annotated as phosphoinositide 3-kinase regulatory subunit 4-like. Lineage: Eukaryota; Metazoa; Arthropoda; Malacostraca; Decapoda; Penaeidae. Gene Ontology annotation, cellular component: late endosome; nucleus-vacuole junction; phosphatidylinositol 3-kinase complex, class III, type I. Gene Ontology annotation, molecular function: ATP binding; protein serine/threonine kinase activity; protein binding. The record is from RefSeq and is a predicted model, not a curated record. Gene Ontology annotation, biological process: protein targeting to vacuole; autophagy of peroxisome; late endosome to vacuole transport.